AUGGUGUGGGAUGCUACUUCACCAUCUUUCCUUUCUGUUUCCCUGCCCCCUGCCUGUUCCCUCUCCGCACGCGCCAUGGCCCGCGCAUGCACGGGGGCGAGCAGGAUGUGUCGCAAAAAGGGGCAGUUUGCGUCCAACCGAGGGGGGGGCGCCUUUUUUGAGGACGCGCCGGCCGACAUGGGGGAGAGCGCCACCCAUGACCGCCCUGAUGCCGCCCCUGAAGCCAUCUGCCAGCACUGUGGCACGGGGGAGAAGGCGACUCCCAUGAUGCGCCGCGGGCCGCAGGGGCCACGCACGCUCUGCAACGCAUGUGGGCUCAUGUGGGCCAACAAGGGUGUGUUGCGGGAUCUCAGCAAGGGCCCGCCUGCCAUCCCCGUGCUCGCGCACCUGCCAUCCGCGCCACAAGGGGUGCAACCCGGAGCAGCAGGGGCGGCAGGGGCGGCAGGGGGGGCAGGGGGAGCAGGGGGCGCAGCAGGAUCUGCAAUGGCAGCGAUGCAUGGCAUGGCAGCGGGCAUGGGGGCAGGUGCGGGGGCAGGUGCGGGGGCAGGUGCAGAGGCGGAGGCAGAGGCAGGUGGGGGGGCAGGCUUGCAACAUCAAGGCCCUGCGAGCGCCGCUGCUGUGGCAGCAGACCCCACGGAAGUGGGGUUCCCGCCCGCUCGCUUCUCACCGUCACCCUCUCGUGUGUGCCUCUGCCCCUCCUCUCCCUCGCAGGGCCCUGCAAGCACGGCUGCUGCGGCAGCAGACGCCACUGAAGUGGGGUUCCCCGCCCAGCCCGCACGCCUGCCUCCCCACCACCUGCAGCACCUGCACCACCUGGGCUUGGGCGCUCAGCAAGCGGGGGAGGAGGUGGCGCAGGAGCAGCAGGAGGGCGUGGAGGAGGAGGAUGAGAAGGGCCAGGAGCAGGCGACACAUGAGCAGCAGUUGUCUGAAGGGGACGGGCAGGAGCGGCAAGAUGGGGAGGAGGAGGGCGAGCAGGGCGAGGAGGGGCAGAGACGGGUGAAGAGGAGGCGAGAGGAGGUAGGGGACGGAGCUGAUGACACUGAUGGGGAGGAGGUUGGGGUGGAGGGGCGCACUGGGGGCGGUGGGGUGGACGGCGGGGCGAGAGGGGAUGAGGAAGGGGGAGGGGGGGAUGGGGAGGGUGGAAUGGAGCAGAGUGCGUUUGGCAUGGGAGGGACCGAGAGGGGCCGUGGGGAUGGGCGGGGAGGGGCGGGAGAGUGGGUCAGGGAAGGGGAAGGGGACGGGGAGGGGGAGGGGGAGGGAGGAGGGGCAGGGGAGAGAAGGGAAAGGAGGUUGUCAGGAGAGGCAGAGGAGGAUGGGGAGGUGGAGGCGGGGCGGCAGCGGAGGGCAGGAGGCGAAGGGGUGGAGGAAGGGGAGAGAAGCGAGGGCGAGGGAAAGGUGGAUAGUCCGAGCUGA
Molecule: messenger RNA, 1413 nt
Organism: Closterium sp. Yama58-4
Lineage: Eukaryota; Viridiplantae; Streptophyta; Zygnematophyceae; Desmidiales; Closteriaceae
Source: the annotation of a GenBank genome assembly